This is a messenger RNA of Orbicella faveolata, 2761 nucleotides long. RefSeq lists its product as uncharacterized. Gene Ontology annotation, biological process: protein polyubiquitination; proteasome-mediated ubiquitin-dependent protein catabolic process. Gene Ontology annotation, molecular function: protein binding; ubiquitin protein ligase activity. The record is from RefSeq and is a predicted model, not a curated record. Lineage: Eukaryota; Metazoa; Cnidaria; Anthozoa; Scleractinia; Merulinidae.
ACGCUACGUCAUAACAAGAUCAUUUUUACUAAACACGCAACAGUUUCCGAGAUCUUUACUUCAAACUUUAAACAUGUCUUCGAUUGCGAGAGCUGUUUUUAAAGUCACUAUUGGCUGGCUGGUGGAUAAAGGCAGAGAUAAGGCAGCGGAGAAGCUGAGAGAUGGCGAUGUAACGGAUCAAAAAUUUCGUGCAUUGAUCGUCCGUGAAAUCGACGAUAUCAAGUCCAAGUUGGAUGGAUUAUCAAGGAAAGAUUUGGGAGCAAGUAUCAGCUUCUUUGAGGAAGGAAUCGAGUUGUUGUAUGAUUUUUUUUUCAAAGCAAGGUCCAGAAGCGAGCACAGCGCGGCAACAACGCAAGCAGCUUGUGAUGAAGCAUUUUCUCUCGCCGUACGAAUGGCAACGUUGGAGCUUACUGACCUGGAAAAAUUAGCCGUGGAGGCGCUUUCCAAGGCAAAGAAGAGAUUCAAAGAUUCUCGCAGAAAAGCAACAGAGGCCUUUAAAAAUGAAGCUCUAGGAACGUCCGACCGAAUUCUAGCGAUGCAAUAUCGAGUUAUGGCGACAAUACUGGAGACAGUAGACAAUCCCGAGCAUGCAUUAGCACCAUGUAGAGUGUGCCUUAAAGAACUGAACUCUUUGUCAGCAGUUCAGAAAAAUUUUGAUGCUCAGCUCAAGAAAGGCCUUAAGGCAGCAAUGAGUUUGGUUGGUAAAGAUGAACGCAGGAAGAUCAUUUCCAGUGUCUGUCACGUGAAUCGUUUCAUCUACGAUGUCACGCAAACAGUCGGGAAAGACGUAUCUUUCUGGAUCUGGCCUGCUGUUGAUAUCGGAGAAGACAAAGUGGAUCCAUUGCGUGACGGACGAGUAGCUAAAGUUCUGUGUAUACAGGGUAUGAAACACUGUUUAGUUACACCAUGGUCAUUUGGUCAGGAAGGUGAAGAGGAGCACAAGCUAAAGAACCCGACUGGAAUCGCUACAAAUUCCAGGGGCCAAUUCAUUGUUGGAGAGUAUGAAAACGACGUAAAGAUGUUUGAUCCUAGUGGUCAGUUCAUACAACAUUUCAGCGUCCCUAAUGAUGACUUUGAAACAGAGUUUUAUAUUCUUGAUGUAGCCACAGACAACCAGGACAACAUCUAUGUACUGGUCAGAUACGAGAAGGAGACUGGAUCUAAGGGAUUGGUUGUUUAUGAAUUUAGCAACACCGCUGGCCUGUAUCACAAGUUUCCUGUGAGGGGAGAGGACUGGGACAGAUCCUGGCACAGCAGACUGACAGUCACCAAAGGUCAAGUACUGGUACUGAGAAGGUCUAGUGUAGCUGUGUAUGAUUCUGAUGGAUUGUUUGUUCGUUCGUUCGGAGAAGGAACAUUGAAGUAUGCGAGUGAUAUCACUGCUGCUAAUAAUGGCCCUGUUAUGGUAGUGGAGUCGUUUCCUCCUUGUGUUGACAUAUUCAGUGAAGACGGUGUCCAUUUGAAGCAGUUUAAACUCCAAGGACGUUAUUGGUCUCGAAUUGCAUUUCACCGGAGUGAACAUGUCGUCAUCGCUGGUAUGGAAGGAGUGCCAGACGACCCUGGUCCCCUGCAUGUGGAAAUAUUUACCAAAGAUUGUGACUUUGUGCGCAGCACUCAAAUCCAUGAAGAACAAAUUCGCUUCAUUGGUGGAAUGACAGUGACCAUGAAUGGACGAAUUGCUGUGAUUCUGGAAGAUAUCGAUCGCAAAUGCAAGGGCAUUGCAUCUACUUAUUUAAUUGCCCCUAACCUGGAGAAUUUGCCAAUUUUUUUCCAAAAAUGUAAGUACCAAUACUGAAAUUGAUUGAUGCAUACAUGUAAGAAGAGUUAUGUUAUAACACAAUUACACCAGUAUGAUUUAUUUUAAAUACUGUGCAAUUUAAUGUACACCUAACCCCGAAAAUGGCUAUUUGCUUAGAUGAAACUACUUGUGUCAAUCAAAGCAUUUCUGGGAAAAAGGUAUUGCAUUUGGUUGAAUCCUGGAUUUGCUAUGCCCUUUGGAAGUCGUGUUUGAAUUGUUACAUGACUGUGUGUAGGGAGUCUGGGGUGGGGGAUGCUAAUGACCUAUAUCCAGAAAACAAACACAAUAGCACCUCAGUCAAUCCUCUGACUAUUUGCUUAGGACAAUGGAAAACAACCUGAGCCUUCCAAUAUAUUUAGGGACUAAACGUCCAAAGUUUGUUGCAAAAAAUGUUUUUUCGUCACUGAAGUCAGGGUUAUGUUUUGAUUAGGAAGACUCUUAACUUUCAUCAAUCAUUACAAGCUUCUUUUAUAGCAAUUUAAAAAGCUUUGAGAGCUAUUUGCUUCAAGCGUCGACGGGGAAGACUUCCUUGUGGACUUAAGCUACGUAUCAGGAGUGGAGAGCUGGAUGUGAGGUGGGGGUACAGGUAAACUAAAAGUUGUAAAGAAAACUUAAGGGCUGUUUUGAUCUUGUGGCGUUUUUCUUUGAGUGGCUCUCUGUUGUAAAAUAUGACCCUUUUGUAGAAGAGAGCUUUUAUAGGUAGUAUUUAGUUUAUGAAAUCAAGGGAUAUAAGGCUAAUGUUAUGAUUAUAGAGAGCUCAACCAAAAACCUAGCUUUGAUCGAUUGAAAUUCGUUUUGUUUAGACCUGUACUUUUUAAGCAGCAUGAAGCAACUUGGGGCUAGGUGCACUUUAAACUAUUGCUAAACUGUAAGUACUUUCCUAGAUUGUUUUUAAUAAUACCUUUUGUAGACACUCUUAUGAUUCUUACAUUUACCAUAAACAAAUUAACAAUCAGCCUGUCA